Molecule: messenger RNA, 447 nt
Organism: Helianthus annuus (common sunflower)
Lineage: Eukaryota; Viridiplantae; Streptophyta; Magnoliopsida; Asterales; Asteraceae
Product: receptor-like protein kinase HERK 1
Exons: 1
Coding region: 1-447 (148 amino acids)
Biological process (GO): protein autophosphorylation
Cellular component (GO): plasmodesma; plasma membrane
Molecular function (GO): ATP binding; transmembrane receptor protein tyrosine kinase activity
Source: RefSeq, a predicted model, not a curated record
AUGGUGUCGGUCAAAUUUUUCCUAUUAUACGUUGUAUUUGCUACACAAAAUUCAAUGGUGUCGGACGACACCGUUAUUCAAAGUGUGGCUCCGCCACUGACAGGGCAGAUAAUGGUUGCCGUGAAGCGUUUAGAUCGUACAUUUGGUCAAGGAGAUCCAGAAUUUUGGAAGGAGAUCAUGACACUGUCUCUUUACAAACAUGAAAAUAUUCUCUCUCUCGUAGGGUAUUGUGAUGAUAAUGGCGAGAAGAUCCUUGUUUACGAGUAUGCACAUAACGGUAGCCUUGACAUGUAUCUCAAUAGUACUGAGCUAACAUGGAUUCAACGCCUCAAGAUUUGCAUUGGAGCGGCUCGUGGACUUGCAUACCUUCAUAAUUCAGUUGGAACCCAUCAAAGGGUAUUGCACCGCGAUAUCAAAAGUUCCAACAUCCUUCUAGAUGAAAACUAG